Molecule: messenger RNA, 1600 nt
Organism: Lepisosteus oculatus (spotted gar)
Lineage: Eukaryota; Metazoa; Chordata; Actinopteri; Semionotiformes; Lepisosteidae
Product: aerolysin-like protein
Biological process (GO): regulation of apoptotic process; inflammatory response; innate immune response
Source: RefSeq, a predicted model, not a curated record
AAGGGGUUCAGGGGAAAUUUCCCUCCAACUGUGGUUAAAACUGAAAAGAACCUUCAGUUUUGGCACCUGAAAGAUGUCAGCAGCAGGUGCUGAGUUUGUGGAUCAGCACAGGGACAUUCUCAUUCAGAGAGUGACCCCAGUUGAACCCAUAGUCGAUAUGCUGCUAAAAAAAAACAUGAUCCAUCAGGAGAGCUACUCCAGGGUACUUGCUGCUACAACCACUCAGGAUAAAAUGAGAGAGCUGUAUAUGGUCCUGGAUUCUGGAGGAGCAGCAGUGAAAGAUGAAUUUUACACAAUUUUGGAAAGCGACUACAGUCUUCUUGUCAGGGAUUUGGGAACCAUUCAGAUGUUUGGUGCUCACAACCUCUCUGUCCACACCAAGAGUAAGAACAUGUUAUACUUGACAACCGUGCAGAUUAUUGGUGGAGACGGAGGCCGUUGUUUCUACAUCAGUGGUCAAAACAAUGGAGCCACACUGAAAAAGAUAUGGGUGUGGGUAGGAGGCUGGCAGGUGAAGGCUAUAAAGGUUUGGCUCACUGAUGGUCAAUUCAGAGAAUUUGGAUAUCCUUCUGGCAAAUUUACAGAGUUUCAGUUUGAAGAUGGAGAGCGUUUUACCUCACUUUCACUGUGGGGAAAUGGAAAUGGGACACGACUAGGUGCCAUCAAAUUCAAGACAAAUCACUCACGAGAAUUCUUUGCAUAUAUGACAGAAUUGGAAUUAGAAACAGAAUACCCCGUUGAUGUUGGCUCUGGAAUCUGCAUUGGAAUUGUAGGAAACUCAGGUGCAGACAUUGAUUCCCUAGGGUUCCUAUUCCUCAAUACCAUCAAGUCUACCAUAUUGACCAAUGUCCAGUAUCCCACACUUCAUCAAGUCACUCCCCAAGUGAUUACCGAAGAAUUAAAAUCAAUGACUUAUCAAAACAGGUCUUCAGUCACUCAAGAGUACAAAAUAGACACCUCAAAGACAAUAACCAAAAAGUCAUCAUGGUCUGUGCCUAACAAGAUGGAAGCUAACUUUCACAUGGAGGUGAGCGCUGGGAUUCCAGAGGUUGCAGAAGUGUUUGAUGGGUUAAACUUCACAUUGCAAGCAGAAAGUACAUAUGGCUUAGAGUAUUCAGAACAGAAAACUGAGGUUCUGUCUUUUUCUGUCCAAGUUCCUCCAGGGAAAACUAUGGAUGUUGACAUCACAAUUGGUCGAGCCAAAGUAGAUCUCCCCUACACUGGAACUGUGCAGAUUACCUGCUUCAAUGGCAGUGUUCUAGAGAUUAAUAUCAGUGGAACCUACAAGGGCCUCACUUACACUAAAGCAAAAACAGUUGUAUCAGAAUCCUUAAAAAAACUGGAAUAAGCUGAUGCUACCAUUAUGAUUUAUAAAGCAGAAUAUGCAUAAAAAAGAUGCAACAUUGUGUGAUUUUAAGAAAUGUGUUUUAUUAUACUAUAUAUAUAUUGCAGGAUAAAACAUUUGUUCUUGGAGUAUAUUGGCUGGUGAAUGCAGAUUAAAAAGAAUGUUUUAUUUCAGUGUAGACAGGCAAAGUGGAAGAUUUAAGUGCAUUCAUUCUUGGAAUUCUUUCUGUAAAUAAAAUUCAGAAUUUUCAAUUUA